Aptenodytes forsteri (emperor penguin) is the source of this 1479-nucleotide messenger RNA. It is a transcript of the gene PRELID3A, whose product is annotated as PRELI domain containing 3A. Gene Ontology annotation, cellular component: mitochondrial intermembrane space. The coding region runs from base 41 to 556 and encodes 171 amino acids. The transcript is spliced from 5 exons. Gene Ontology annotation, biological process: phospholipid transport. NCBI's taxonomy places the organism in Eukaryota, Metazoa, Chordata, Aves, Sphenisciformes, Spheniscidae. Gene Ontology annotation, molecular function: phosphatidic acid transfer activity. The record is from RefSeq and is a predicted model, not a curated record.
UUUUUACAGACACCCCUGGGAUACAGUGAUCAAAGCUGCUAUGAGAAAGUACCCCAACCCAAUGAAUCCGUGUGUGGUAGGAGUAGAUGUCCUCAACAGAAGCCUGGAUAACCAGGGGAGGUUGCAUAGUCACCGUCUUCUCAGCACAGAGUGGGGAUUGCCAAGUAUUGUAAAAGCGAUUUUAGGAACAAGUAGAACUCUGACGUACAUUGAGGAACAUUCUGUGGUAGAUCCAGUGGAAAAAAAGAUGGAGCUUUGCUCAACUAAUAUUACUCUCACAAACUUGGUGUCUGUUGAUGAGAGACUGGUUUACACACCUCAUCCUGAAAACCCUGAAAAAACUGUGCUAACUCAAGAAGCAAUUAUUACUGUUAAAGGCAUUAGCUUGAGCAGUUAUCUGGAAAGCUUAAUGGCAAACACAAUAUCUUCUAAUGCCAGAAAGGGUCGGGAUGCCCUGGAGUGGGUGAUCAGCAAACUAAACACAGAAUUGGAGGAGCUGAAGUCAACGCGUGAGGGCAUGAAACCAGCCAUGGCAGCAGCAUCAACAGAACAAUAAAACCAAAAAUACCAAGUAACUGACAGAAAAAUUUUAUUCUGCAGACUGCUUUGUAGAUCUCCCUUCCAAGGUUGAUCUGCAGAGGUUUUAUAUAUUUAUAAGAAUAUUGGAUCAGCGGAAAAGCAACCUCAUCCAUCACCUCCACAGCAGCUCCUGUUGCCUACUGAAGACUAAAUUGACCUCCCGCAGAUGCUCUUUUCAUUUAACUAAUUUAUGUUUAACACUGGAAACAAAACAUUUAGCACAUUUAAAACUGCCUAAAUGUGCCUUUUAUAACAAAGAUAGGGAGUAUGUUAUAUUUACACCAUCUCGGUUUUUCGUACUCAAACUUGAAAAGAACGCAUGUGUCAUAUUAAGGGUUUUCCAUGUGAACAUUUGUUCUGUGAAGGGCUGAUAGGUACUAGAGCACUGAAUUUUGUCUGUUCUGUGAUCUGAUAGUGUCUUAUGACCAUUUAAAAGGAACUACAUGAGUCAGAACAUGAUACUGUAGAAUUAGAUAUCUAUCUAGAUAGAUAUCUAGAUAUCUAUAUAGAUCACUCUCUCUCUCUCGAUAGAUAGAUAGAUAGAUAUCUAGAUAUCUAUCUAGAGGAUCAUCCCAAAAAGCUAAAACCUGUGUGGUACUAACUUUUCUUACAUUGUUUAAAUGUGCUGCCUGAACAUAACAGAACAACGCAGAUACUUUACCUCUUAGAUGUUUGUAUCCGAACAAAGAUAAAGUUUCUAUUGAUGUUAAUAGCCUAAAACAGUUUUCAAAUGGGGAGAAGGGUGUAAUUUAUUUUCAUAUUUAUUAACUUGCCCUAGUUCCUCCCCUCCUUAUGAGGAGAGGACUAGUAAUUCCUGGAAGGUGCUGGAAAAUACUUCUCUUAUUUAUCUCUAAGAAGGGUACUUGUAGGCUACUUGAAUGAAGAGACUGUGCUGUUCCA